AUGAUAAAUUUACGAAAAAAUCACCCACUAUUAAAAAUAGUUAAUCACUCAUUUAUUGAUCUCCCCACUCCCCCCAAUAUUUCAUCCUGAUGAAAUUUCGGGUCUCUCUUAGGCAUCUGUCUCAUUAUUCAAAUCGCUACAGGAUUAUUUCUAGCCAUACACUACACAGCAGACACAACAACAGCAUUUUCAUCAGUAUCCCACAUCUGCCGAGACGUAAAUUACGGCUGACUUAUCCGCUAUAUACAUGCAAAUGGAGCCUCAAUAUUUUUUAUCUGCCUAUUUAUUCAUAUCGGACGAGGUAUUUACUACGGAUCUUAUAUCUUCACAGAAACAUGAAACAUCGGAGUGAUUCUUUUAUUUGCUGUAAUAGCCACUGCAUUUAUAGGAUAUGUACUUCCAUGAGGGCAGAUAUCUUUUUGAGGAGCUACAGUCAUCACUAACCUUUUAUCAGCGAUCCCCUACAUUGGACCCACAAUUGUAGAGUGAAUCUGAGGUGGGUUCUCAGUAGACAAAGCUACACUAACACGAUUUUUUGCAUUUCAUUUUAUUUUACCCUUUAUUAUUACAGCCCUAGUCCUAGUCCAUCUUCUAUUCCUACACGAGACAGGAUCCAACAAUCCACUAGGACUUGACUCAAAUGCAGACAAAAUCCCCUUCCACCCUUACUACACAGUAAAAGACUUCUUAGGGGUAAUUCUACUAAUCUCUUUCUUCAUACUCUUAGUCUUAUUUUUUCCAGAUCUAUUAGGAGACCCAGACAACUAUACACCAGCUAACCCACUUAACACCCCACCCCACAUUAAACCUGAGUGGUAUUUCUUAUUCGCUUACGCUAUUCUCCGAUCUAUCCCUAAUAAACUAGGAGGCGUACUAGCCUUAGUACUCUCCAUCUUAGUCUUAAUUUUCCUACCACUAAUUCACACCUCUAAACAACGAAGCCUUAUGUUCCGACCAAUCUCUCAAAUACUAUACUGAAUCUUAAUCGCCAACCUUAUUAUUCUCACAUGAAUCGGAGGUCAACCAGUAGAAGACCCCUUUAUUAUUAUUGGUCAACUAGCCUCAAUCAGCUACUUCUCAAUUAUUCUAAUUCUCCUACCAAUUGCAGGAAUCAUUGAGGACAAUCUAUUAAAAUGAUACCUUU
This is a messenger RNA of Psammomys obesus (fat sand rat), 1144 nucleotides long. The record is from the annotation of a RefSeq genome assembly. Lineage: Eukaryota; Metazoa; Chordata; Mammalia; Rodentia; Muridae.